Molecule: messenger RNA, 522 nt
Organism: Lineus longissimus
Lineage: Eukaryota; Metazoa; Nemertea; Pilidiophora; Heteronemertea; Lineidae
Product: fucolectin-like
Exons: 3
Coding region: 1-522 (173 amino acids)
Source: RefSeq, a predicted model, not a curated record
AUGUUUUUGCCAUGGAGCUCGGGACGACCGACUGGCGCCAACGCUGCUAACAUCGCCUUUAAAAAACCUGCCAUGCAGAGGGAUAACGAUUAUAAAGGUUAUGCCGCGAAAGCAGUUGAUGGUGACACUGAGGCGAAUUAUUUUAAAGGCCAGAGUUGUACCCACACACAAGCAGGUCUAGGCAAUAACUGGUGGGCAGUUGAUUUGCAGGCUAGAUACUCCAUCUCCAGCGUGGUGCUGUACAAUAGGAAUUUGUACGGUGAAAGAUUGUCCAAUUUUGAUGUUGUCGUGUUGAACUCUCAGCCAGUAACAGGGACGAAUCUGUUAUACACCAAGAGUCAAGUGUGUGCCCACCAGGAUACCCCGGUAAAGACUGGAGGGUUCAAAAGACUGGCGUGUACAAAAAAAGGCAGAUUCCUGGCCAUAGUCAAAUCAGGGAAAACAUAUCUCACCCUCUGUGAAGUCCAAGUGUUCGGAGAGCUAGGUGAGUAUAUUUUAUUUACCGUUGAUUCGUCAUUUUGA